Messenger RNA from Lathyrus oleraceus (garden pea), 692 nucleotides. RefSeq names its product UPF0426 protein At1g28150, chloroplastic. The coding region runs from base 115 to 507 and encodes 130 amino acids. The record is from RefSeq and is a predicted model, not a curated record. Lineage: Eukaryota; Viridiplantae; Streptophyta; Magnoliopsida; Fabales; Fabaceae. The transcript has 3 exons.
AAAUUAAAAAUUAAAGAAAAAAACAGAUAACAAUCGUGGAAAACACAGCGCCGGAAGAAUCGGAUUAAUCUGCGAGGUGCGAGCUGCAAGUUCGAACAGAAGCAGAACCGAGCUAUGUCACUUCUCUUCACUUCAUCUCCUCUUCCACGUCCAUGCACUCAUGAAUGUAGGUUUUUAUCACCAUCAUCAUUUUCACGAGGCCCAAUCACCAGAAGCAGCAAUUCCCUUCGAGUUGCUAAUCGGAGGCGAAUUACUGCGUUUUUCUUCAAUCCUGCACAAGACCCUAUCAUAAAAGAAGUUUUCAAGGAACCAGUGGCAUUCUUAGGUGGCGUGUUUGCAGGUAUUUUAAGGCUUGAUUUGAACGAGGAGCCUCUCAAGGAAUGGGUUACGAGGACCGUUGAAGCUUCUGACAUCAGUGUGGAAGAAACUAAUACAGAAGGGUCAACUACUGGGUCAACUACUGGGUCAACUGCUGAAGCUGCUCCGCAAGAGAUUGAAAUUGAAUAAAACUUAUACUUUUUUAUUGUAAAACCUGCAUAGCAUCAAAAUGCCAACAGCACAGUAACAAUUUGUUUAAUUGAUUAUAAAUUAUAAUCUUCUAAGCACAACAAUAGUAAUUCACCAACAUACUGCAGUGUCUUCUUGUACAAUGUGUGACACGCAUCCUUAAUGUGCAAGUAAAGUUUCCUUAA